CCGUGUUUGGAGUGGCGGGGUCUGUCUGUGAGAGGCAGAGCAUCAACAUCACCGACAUGAUGGCGCAGCGCAGAGCCUGCUACUAGAAUGCUUGGCAUCCCUGCAUAGAGAUUCUCUGUCUUCUGCGCCUUGUUACUCACAUUCAUGGAGCCGGCGGUGGCCGGGGACAAGAGGCACCCGGACGGGAGCUCGGCUGCCCUCCUUCUGCCCCCGGCUAGCUGUACAGGGCAGCCGUCAGGAUCUAAGCUGCAGCAGCGGAGGAAGCCUCGGCUCCGGAGGAAUGUGUCCGCCAACCCUCUGCUGGCCCCUUCAGCUUCGGCUGCCCUGGGGCCCGGUACCCGUAGCCUAGAUCGGAAAACGCUUCUUAAACACAAACAGUGGGUUCAGCUACAGCCUCAGGACCGGGAGUGGGUCCGAUCGGAGCUGCGCCGGGGCUGCGUGCAUUUAUACGAGCGGCACGCCUCCCCCUGCCUGCGCCCGGUGCUCUGCACUCUGGACAGCACUGCCAGUGAUGUGGCCGCACGUCUGCUUCGACCGGGUGCGAGUUAUUCCAGAGUAGUGCGGCUGCAGGAUGCCACCAGCGAAAGUUGCCCCUGCUUGGGCACACCCCGGCAUGAGGAGCUUGGCAACGGAGGUAUGGAGUGUUGGCAGCCUGCAGAAAUCAAUGGGACAACGGAGGAGGCACCCAGCACUGACUGUGACAGUAUGAGCCCAACUAUGUGUCAGGGACUUGAGCUUUUUCAUUGCGGGGCCCCCAGCUCCAGCUCGUCCUCUUCCCUGGAGGAGCUGUCCGGCGAGCCCCCGCCCUCACCCCAUGCCCAGGCCGUGGUGGUAUCUGCCCGGCCGCUGCAGGCCCAAAAGCAGAGCCGGGGGGAUCUGCCAGUCUCUCUGUACGUACAGUUACACGGGGAGAGUAGCCGUAGGCUGGAACCACACGAGAAUCCCCUGCACAUCCAGAACGACUACCUCUUCCAGCUGGGCUUUAGGGACCUUUGCAGAGUGCAGGAGGAGGGUAUGGAACCAGAGAUUGGCUGCCUCAUCCGCUUCUAUGCAGGAAAACCUAAUGCAACUGGGAUCCCUGAACGCACGCAGCUCUCUGGAAACUACAAUGUUCGGAAGGGAAAGAUGCAGCUGCCUGUGAAUAGGUGGACGAGGAGGCAAGUGAUCCUGUGCGGAACCUGCCUUAUUGUAUCAUCAGUGAAGGAAAGCCAGACUGGGAAGAUGCACGUUCUCCCUUUAAUUGGCGGAAAAGUGGAAGAAGUGAAAAAGCACCAGCAUUGCUUGGGAUUUAGCUCUUCGGGCCCUCAGAGCCAAACCUACUAUAUUUGUUUUGAUACAUUUACAGACUACUUGCGGUGGCUUCGACAGGCUUCGAAGGUUCUGUCUGAGCCUCUGCAUUCGGUUGACAUUAAAUUAUCUUGUAAGAGAAUCGUUCAUUUACCAGACCUUCUGUCACAAGGUCCUUUUUUCCAUCAGGAUCUCAAUUCCUUAAAUUUAAAGGUAUGGAGAUUGAACCCUGAUCCUUCAUCCUCAGGAGCAGUUUCACGAAUGCAUAGAUUCACCAAAUUAAAGAGCCUCAACCUUUCAAACAAUAAUUUGGGUAAUUUCCCGAUGGCUGUUUGCUGCAUCCCUACCUUGACGGAGCUUAAUCUUUCUUGCAAUGCAAUUGGGUCUAUUCCUCCAGCAGUGGGAGACAUGAAAAACUUGCAAACGUUCCUUCUGGAUGGUAACUUCCUCCAGUCACUCCCUGAUGAAUUGGGGAAUAUGCACCAGCUAAGCUACCUUGGCCUUUCGUUCAAUGAGUUCACAGAGGUUCCUGAAGUUCUUGAGAAGAUGGCUGCCAUGGAUAGGCUUUGCAUGUCUGGCAACUCUUUGAAGGUUCUUCAUCUGCAGACCCUCAGAAGAAUGCCUCAUAUCAAGCAUGUGGACUUAAGGCUGAAUGCAAUCAAGUUCUUGUUGGUAGAUGAAGUGGAUUUUCUGCUUCACAUAACCCAUUUAGAUUUACGAGAUAAUAAGAUGAGUGAACUAGAUGUAACCACCUUAAGCAACUUGGAGGUCCUGCACUGCGAGAGGAAUAGUCUGACAUCCCUGAAGAUUAGUGGCUUUUUCUUAAAGGCACUUUAUGCAUCAUCUAACGAGCUUACUUGUCUGGAUGUGUUUCCAAACCCUUGUUAUCUCACCUUCAUGGACAUUUCCAGGAACUAUAUGGAUUGCCUCCCUGAGUGGGUUACUGAAAGCAAAAACUUAGAAGUACUGGAUGUGAGUCACAAUCACCUGACUGAGCUACCUGCCAGGAUGUUCUGCACAAGCAGCCUGCGCAAGAUGAUCGCGGGUUAUAAUAAACUGAUCCGGCUUCCUGAACAUAUUGAGCGCACCCAGCUAGAGAUUCUGGACGUGCAGCAUAAUAAACUCCUCGAGCUACCACCAAAUCUGCUUCUGAAGUCAGACAGCUUAAGAUGUCUGAAUGCUUCAAGCAAUAAUCUGGAAAUGCUCCCAUCAGCAUCUCUGUCUGAAGAGACUGAGAGUGUGUUACAGGAGCUGUAUCUGACCAACAAUAACCUUACGGACAAAUGUGUGCCCUUAUUAACAGGGCAUCCUCACCUCAAGAUUUUGCACAUGGCCUACAACCACCUACAGACCUUUCCAGCAAGUAAAAUGGCCAAACUAGAGGAACUGGAAGAGAUUGACAUCAGUGGGAACAAGCUAAAAGCCAUACCAACCACAAUCAUGAACUGCAGGCGCAUGCACACUGUUGUUGCUCAUUCAAACUGCCUGGAAGUCUUCCCUGAAGUGAUGCAACUUGCAGAAGUUAAGUGUGUGGACCUGAGCUGCAAUGAGCUGACUGAAAUUACUUUGCCUGAGAACCUGCCUCCCAAACUGCAAGAACUGGACCUCACUGGAAAUGCCCGUUUGCUUCUAGACCACAAAACACUUGAGCUUUUGAACAACAUCCGAUGUUUCAAGGUGGAUCAACCUUCAUGUGGGUUCUCUGCAAGUGAAUCAUCCGGUGCCCCAGCUGUGUGGAGUCAUGGAUAUACAGAGGCAUCUGGAAUAAAAAACAAAUUGUGUGUUGCAUCACUUUUGGUCAACAACUUCUGUGAUAACCGUGAAGCAGUAUACGGUGUAUUUGAUGGGGAACGCAACGUGGAGGUGCCUAGUCUGCUGCAGUGCACAAUGAGCGACAUCCUGGCUGAUGAACUGCAGAAGACCAAGAGCGAGGAAGAAUACAUGGGGAACACAUUCCUUGUCAUGCAAAGGAAACUGGGUACUGCAGGACAAAAACUGGGAGGCUCUGCGGUGCUCUGCCACAUAAAACAUGAUCCUAUGGACCCAGCAGGCUGCUUUACACUGACGUCUGCCAAUGUAGGCAAGUGCCAAACUGUGCUCUGCAGAGAUGGGAAACCACUAAACCUGUCCAAGUCUUACACAGUCAGCUGUGAGGAGGAGCUGAAGAGGGUGAACCAGCACAAGGCGAUCAUUACAGAGGAUGGCAAAGUGAACGGAGUAACUGAUUCUACUCGUAUAUUGGGUUACACAUUUCUCCAUCCUAGUGUGAUUCCCCGACCUCAUGUCCAGUCUGUAGCCCUCACCCCUCAAGAUGAAUUUUUUAUCCUUGGAAGUAAAGGUCUUUGGGACAGUGUUUCAGAAGAGGAGGCAGUGGAAGCUGUGAGAAACGUGCCUGAUGCACUGGCAGCCUCUAAGAAGUUGUGCAGCUUAGCACAGAGCUAUGGAUGCAGUGUCAGCUUAAGUGUGGUGGUGGUGCAAUUAAAUGUUACAGAGGACUGUUUUUGUUGCUGUGAGCUAAAUGGCGGUAUUCCCCCUCCAAGCCCUGGCAUCUUUACUCCCUCUGUCAAUGUGGUAAUGAAGGACCGGGCACCUGAUAGUCUUGGCACACCAUCUUCUAGUAGUGGCUUAGCCUCUGAGAUAAGCAGUGAGAUAUCCACCUCAGAAAUGAGCAGUGAGGUUGGUUCUACAGCCUCUGAUGAACCUCCUGCAGUAUCUCUCCAUGAAAAUGGAGUAGGCCCUACUGGCUGCCCAAGUGAACAACGUUGCUCUUUACACCCUGUCUGUCUUUCUAGCUCCUUCCAGCGCCAGCUGUCCAGUGCCACUUUCUCCAGUGCCUUCUCAGACAAUGGGCUGGACAGUGAAGAUGAAGAACCUAUAGAGGGUGUCUUUUCCAAUGGAAGCCGGGUGGAAGUAGAAGUAGACAUCCACUGUUCUAGAGCCAAGAACGGUGGGCAUACUACACCUGUAGCUCUCACAGAGCCCACUGAUGAGGGCAUUGUCAUUAGCGCCAAUGAAGAGGAUAUUGGUGUGUUAAGCCAACGACAGGACUUUUCUUCUAACACACUUGGUCGCCAACGGCGAUGUAAUGGUUCAGUGGCACCUUCAGAAAAAAGCCACAACCUAAUUGAAAUUGCUGCUGAUGCUCCCCACCGAAAAAUGGGGGGUUACUUUGCAGCUCCAGCCCAACCAGAUCCUGAUGACCAAUUUAUUAUACCUCCUGAACUUGAGGAAGAAGUCAAGGAGAUCAUGAAACAGCAUCAGGAACAGCAGCAGCAGCAACAACAGCAGCAGCAGCAACAGCAGCUGCAACAGCACAGGCAGUAUCAAAUGGACCAGUUGCCAGACUACUAUGAUACACCACUAUGACCCUGUGAUUCUACUUAAUUUUAAAAGAACUCCAUGAGCUUCCUUGACUCUUCCAAGAAAUUGUGAAGAGUACACUUUUUAGGUACUUUUUUAUGAAGCAAAUGUCCUCAUCCCACUUUUAGACCUUCCUGACCUCAUAUCUUUACUCUUUUUUUUCCCCUAAACAACUCAAAACUCACCCCAUACUUUCCCUCUAUUCUUUUUAUAUAUCUAUAUAAUAACCACCAGUUUUCUUCAACAGUUGCUUUAACAAAAAAAAAGUUUUAAUCACUGAUUUCCCAUAACAUAUCAUGUUUAAGGAAAAAAAAGACAUUGUUUGAAGAAAAAAGGUUUUGAUGAAAAAAAAAGUUUAAUAUAUUGCAGAGAAACAAAUAAUACAGAUUUGUAAUAUUUUUUAAGAAAAUGAAUAGUUUUGUUUAUUUGGGGAACAAGUCAGUGUGGUGUUGCUGAAGGAUUGUAAAAUUAUAACGCUACUUUUGGAUGUGAAAAAGUUAAUUGAUGGGCUUUUGGGGGAUCGUGGGGAUUUUUUGUUUUUUUUGGAAAGUGCUUAGAUAUUUGUAGAUCAAUAUGACUUAACUCUUAGGAGUUGCUUACUCUUUCCUGUGACUUAAAUCACAGUGUUUCACUAAUUUUCUCUGAGAGAACAGUUGAUUAGGAAUUGUAACCCUUAUAGGUGCUAGAGGAGCCUGCCAUACACUGCAGAACAAUGUCUUGCAUGCACCCCCAGCUCUAGAAGGGUUAAUGUAUAUAGUAUAUGUAUUGUAUAGUGUUUCACAAUGAUAAAAACCCUUUGGUGCUGCAGCUAACACAUGAUGUCGGAGAUCCACAUUGGCUGUAAUGUGCUCAGGUGACCUGCGCAACACUGAAGGAUUUAAUACUUUUUGUAUUCUUGGCUGAGCCCAGCCUGUUAAAAUUUGGAGGCUUUUCCUUUAAAUCUUUCCGUCAACUCAAGUUGCUGUUGACACAGGCUGGAAGUGCUGGCUAUUUUAUUUUUUAAAAGAUCGGAAAAAAAUUGAAAAACAAUUAAUUGAAUCUUUGCUGCCAGACCAUGUUAUCCCUACCCUCUCUUCCUGAUUUUGUGUUCUGUAUCGCUGCCGCCACCACCACAAUCCAGCAUGAUUGUACAAAAGCUCAUUUAGAUGAUUGAACCUACCCAGAGAUAUAUCAAUGCCGAAUGCACAAAUGAACAUGUUGUCAUUUUUGGUAUAAUAAACAUCAAACUUUACAAAGA
Messenger RNA from Bombina bombina (fire-bellied toad), 5884 nucleotides. RefSeq names its product PH domain and leucine rich repeat protein phosphatase 1 (gene PHLPP1). The transcript is spliced from 21 exons. The coding region runs from base 145 to 4653 and encodes 1502 amino acids. Lineage: Eukaryota; Metazoa; Chordata; Amphibia; Anura; Bombinatoridae. Gene Ontology annotation, molecular function: protein binding. The record is from RefSeq and is a predicted model, not a curated record.